UUGAUUCACCCAAACGCAACUCUUCCUUCCUUUCUUCUUCGUCUGUGAGAAAAAGAAAGAAAGAAAGAAAGAUGGUGAAAGGUGACAUAGAAACUGGUAACCCUGACCAGUUGUAUCCGGGGAUGAUGGAGUCACCGCAGAUGCGCUGGGCUUUUAUAGGAAAAGUUUACUCCAUUUUAUCCAUACAGUUCUUUUUGACUGCUGUGGUUGCUGCGCUUGUCGUUUUUGUCAAAGCCAUCCCCAACUUCAUCGUCAACAGCGGGACGCCUGGCCAUGCCGUCUAUGUUGUCAUCAUUAUUCUUCCCUUCCUGCUGUUGUGCCCUUUGUACAUUUUACACAAGCAUCAUCCAUGGAAUUUUAUUUUUCUCAUGCUGUUUACAGUAACCAUUGCCUUUGCUGUGGGACUUUCUUGCGCCUUUACGGAAGGGAGAAUUGUUUUGGAAGCUGCAAUUUUGACAAGCGUUGUGGUUGUUGGCCUCACUGCCUACACUUUCUGGGCUGUGAAAAGAGGCAAGGAUUUCAGCUUUCUGGGACCCUUUCUGUUUGCUUCCCUGCUGGUGCUUUUUGUUUUCUCAUUCAUCCAGAUCUUGUUCCCUCUUGGAAAGCUAUCACAUGCAAUAUAUGGGGGCGUGUCAGCGAUCAUAUUCUGUGGCUUCAUCGUCUAUGACACAGACAACCUGAUCAAGCGUUACACCUAUGACGAAUAUAUCAUUGCUUCUGUGGCUAUUUAUCUUGAUGUUAUCAACCUCUUCCUUUCCCUCCUUACGUUAUUUACAAAUACAGACUGAUGACAACCUGAUCGUCACAACUAUAUGAAUUUGCCAUGGCUGCUUAAAGCACCUUCAUUGCGCAGUCCUUGUACAAUUCUUCCAUAUGUACCUUCUGAACUUUUAUAAUGCUGACACCCAAUGUUGAUCUUAAGAACAAGUACACAUGGCUAAGUCCGCAAUUUUUCACUGGUUGGUUCAGAUUUAGAUAUUAACUCAAGAAAAGUGAUUCUAUGUUCUUCCGAUUCUA
Messenger RNA from Mangifera indica (mango), 1017 nucleotides. Its product is annotated as protein LIFEGUARD 2-like. Gene Ontology annotation, cellular component: membrane. The record is from RefSeq and is a predicted model, not a curated record. Lineage: Eukaryota; Viridiplantae; Streptophyta; Magnoliopsida; Sapindales; Anacardiaceae. The coding region runs from base 72 to 788 and encodes 238 amino acids. The transcript is spliced from 4 exons.